UCUUCCCUGGAUACCAUGAACCACACCAUCCAAACCUUCUUCACUCCCACCAGCACCAACCGUUCCCCGAACUAUGAGAUGCUGAAAGAGGAACAUGAGGUGGCUGCUCUGGGGGCGCCUCACAACCCUGCACCCCCGAUAUCCACCGUGAUCCACAUCCGAAGCGAGACCUCCGUGCCCGACCACGUCGUCUGGUCCCUGUUCAACACCCUCUUCAUGAACUCCUGCUGCCUGGGCUUCAUAGCGUUCGCCUACUCCGUGAAGUCUAGGGACAGGAAGAUGGUUGGCGACCUGACUGGGGUCCCGCAGGCCUACGCCUCCAUCGCCAAGUGCCUGAACAUCUGGGCCGUGAUUUUGGGUAUCAUCAUGACCAUUCUGCUGAUCAUCAUCCCAAUACUGAUUCUGCAAGCCUAUCAGUAGAUCCAGAGGAAUCAUCCCGGCCAGGGGCUCUGCCCCGUGACCUGUCUCCCACGUACUCCAGCUUCCAUUCCUCGCCCUGCCCCCAGCCGAU
This is a messenger RNA of Callithrix jacchus (white-tufted-ear marmoset), 511 nucleotides long. NCBI's taxonomy places the organism in Eukaryota, Metazoa, Chordata, Mammalia, Primates, Cebidae. The record is from RefSeq and is a predicted model, not a curated record.